CAUUUAAACUUACUGUUUGUCUAACAACGAAAUAAACCCUAUCGUAGGUGUGGGGCACGUGUGGCUACUGGUUACCUUUCUCUUGUACACCUAUGGAUUUUGACCCUUUGAGUUUAUUUACUCCAUCUCCUUCACAGGAACCUACGGAACUACCACCGCCCACUACCUUGAAGGCAUCUUCGAUCACCAAUGAUUCGCCCAAAGUCAAGGUAUGUAAUAUCUUGGACUCUCUAGAUCUCCCUGAUGAAGACCACCUAGAGCCAAUCCAUUUUCUUGAUCUUCCCUUACUUCAAUUAAAUCCUCCUUCAAAUGUUCUUGUGAUGUUUUUGAAAUUAUUGGCCCCAGACCAAGUUUGUAAUUUCACUCCUCAGAACAACGUGAGUAACUCUUCUGAUCCGGAAACUAUAGAUCCUUCUAUUGGACUUGUGGAUAGAGGUGUUUCUGAAGAUUUAAUGGUGAAAUGUCUCCCAUGGCUUGAGAAAAAUUGUCCUAGAUUCAAUACUGUGAAGAAACUAUCGUAUGUUCCAACCUUGGCGCCUACCCUUAAACGAAGUCAUGAAACAAACUAUAAUGCAUGGUUAACAAGAGUUAUAUCAUUACCUGAGUGUACAGAUGAAACUCUUCAAUUGGCCUCUCUUAGGAUGUCUGAAAAUUGCGGUAGAACUGCUCAACCAGAAAUUAUCAGGAAAAUUAUUGUGCCAAAUUUAAGUAAACAUGGCCGUGAAUCUGUAAGUCUUAAGGAACCUUCUCUUACUGCUGAUAAUCUUGGAUUGAAGACUUGGGGGUCUGCGUUAAUUCUUGCCACUAGACUUUUGAACUAUCCUCUUGUGGGUAGUCAUGAUUCGCAUCCACUUUUGAAAUCCCCAGUCCUUGAACUUGGAGCUGGUACUGGACUUGUGGGGAUUGUUAGUACUUUAAUGGGAUAUCAAACAACCCUAACAGAUCUUCCAGAAAUUGUUCCUAACCUAGAAACAAACGUUCAACUCAACAAGUUGAACGCACAAGUGGAGGAACUUGACUGGACUAAACCACAAUCUUUUGUAUCAAAAAACGGUUCUAGAAAUUUUAAAACCAUUAUCUUAUCGGAUCCAAUCUACCUGUCACAACAUCCUUAUUGGGUAGUGGAUAUGAUCGAUCUCUUCUUGGAUGAAAGUGACGAUGCACGGGUACUUAUCCAAAUCCCGCUUCGAGGAAAAUAUGAAGCAGAAAGAAAACUACUCUGGGACUUGGUUGAACCAGGGUUUGAAGUUUGUGAAGAACAUAUCGAAGAAGGUGUUGAUGAUUUUGGUGAAAUGAAUUAUUGUUUCAAGAAAUUGAAGAGAAGAAGGUAAUUUAAAAAAAAAUCCUGUCAUCAUACACUACGCCCUAUUUUGCAUUCAUACCAACAUUGGGGAAUUGUCAUUUCCUAUAUCACCUUGUAAUUACUCAAUGUCAACUCUCUAUGUCAUAUUAAUAUUAUAUCUUAAU
This is a messenger RNA of [Candida] anglica, 1467 nucleotides long. The record is from the annotation of a GenBank genome assembly. NCBI's taxonomy places the organism in Eukaryota, Fungi, Ascomycota, Pichiomycetes, Serinales, Debaryomycetaceae.